ACCUUCCUGUCUGUAGGUGGAGUCUCUUCACCCAGAUAGUGUUCAACACCAACUGUUAACCACAGAUGAGAACUGCAUCUUCCGGUUGCUGGACAUGGAUCCAUGUUUGCUGUUUUUUAUGCUCUUGCUGAUGGGCAGAAAUGGACUGUGUCAACAAGCGGAGGUUUGCUUGAAGUCUGUGAUCAACUCCUGCGAGGAUUGUAUCAGAUCUGGGCCAUACUGCAUGUGGUGCAAAGACCUGAAUUUCACCAAAUCAGGUGAGCAGGAGACAGUACGCUGUGACACCAAAGCAAAAUUAAUAGAGAGGGGCUGCAAGACAGAAGAUAUCAUCUUUCCAGAGAACAGCAAACAGAUUGAUAAGAAUGAUUCUCUGUCAGAGUCAUUCAACGAGCAGAACCCUGUCCAGCUGAGUCCACAGAAGAUAAGUCUGAAACUACGACCCGGGCUUUCUACCACAUUCAGUGUUUCAUUUAAAAGAGUUCAGGGUUAUCCAGUUGAUCUCUACUACCUGAUGGACCUAUCUUACUCCAUGAAAGAUGACUUGGAAAAUGUCAAAGGACUUGGAAAAGAUCUUUUUAAAGCUCUGAAUGACAUCACUAAACAUGCUCAAAUAGGGUUUGGUGCCUUUGUUGAUAAGACAGUCCUUCCUUAUACUAACACCAACAAGGAGAAACUGCAGAAGCCAUGUGAUGAAAAUGACCAGCAGUGCCAGGCUGCCUUUGGCUACAGACAUGUGCUUAAGAUGACAUCAGAGGAAACUGAGUUCAAAGAAAAAGUGACAGAGCAGUUCAUUUCUGGGAACUUGGACUCUCCGGAAGGAAGUCUUGAUGCAAUGAUGCAGGCUGCUGUAUGUGGGGACAAAAUAGGCUGGAGGAACAGCAGUACUCGGCUAAUUGUGUUGACCACUGAUGCUGGAUUCCACAUGGCUGGGGAUGGAAAAUUGGCUGGCAUUCUGGAGCCCAGUGAUGAACAAUGCCACAUGGAAAACAGCCUUUUUAGCAAGAGCAUUGACAUGGACUACCCAUCUGUUGGUCAACUAGCUAUGCAGUUGGAAAAAAACAAUAUUCAACCGAUAUUUGCAGUGACAGAAAAUGUAGCGAAUGUGUACAAGGAACUCUCUAGAAUGAUUCCAAAAUCAGAGGUCGGAGUUCUGUCAUCAGAUUCUAAAAAUGUUGUUGAAUUAAUUAAAAUCGCCUACAAUAGCUUGUCCUCAAAAGUAACCUUGACCCAUGACAAUCUUCCUGACAAUGUAAGAGUCAUCUACACUCCUAAAUGCAAGGAUGCAGGACAACCAGGGAACAACGAAGGGGUUUGUAACAAUGUAAAACCAGGAGAGAAGAUUUCCUUUGAUGUCACUGUGACGGCAGAGUCAUGUAUGAAUGACAAGUCUUUCACCAUCAGACCACUUGGUAUUAAAGAUACAUUGACAGUGUCGUUAUCUACAAACUGUGAUUGUGCAUGUAAAGACCCUGAUGGCAGUAUCCACUCACACUGCAAGGGCAAGGGAAGAGUCAAGUGUGGCAUUUGCAGCUGCAGUGAAGGCUACGUCGGUCAGUUCUGCGAGUGCUCCAUUGGCGAUAAAGACGAGCGUUCCCUGAGAGCAUCCUGUCAGAGGAACAAUGGCACAAUGGAGUGUGAGGGUCGAGGAGAUUGUGUGUGUGGCAGGUGCCUGUGUCACACUACAGAGAGUGGAAGCAGUUACCAUGGUGACUACUGCGAGUGUGACAAUGAACACUGUGAGAAGUUCGGGAAUAAACUGUGUGGAGGAAACGGUAAGUGUAACUGUGGCAAAUGUGAAUGCAAUAAAGGCUACGAGGGUUCAGCCUGUCAGUGCAAGGUGUCAGAGGAGGCCUGUCGUACCCUGAACGACACCGUGUGCUUCGGCAGAGGGUCAUGCAAGUGUAACCGCUGUGAGUGUAAGGAGGGAUACCAGCGUCCACGAUGCCAGACAUGCCUCGGCUGCCCAGACCCUUGCCAGACCAAAUUAAACUGCAUUGAAUGCCUUGGCUUUAACUCAGGUCCCUUUGAAAAAAACUGCAGUGUGGCUUGCCAAGAGAGUAUAUAUCAUGAGAUGGUAGACCAGUUCACCAUACCAGGCAAGCAGUGCCAGCAGAAAGACACUAAGGGCUGCUGGAUCAAAUUCAAGCUGGACCAGUUGGUCGGAGAGGAUAAUUACAAGGCUGAAAUUCUGAAACAGAGAGACUGUCCUGAACCACCCAGCGUCGUAGCCAUCAUCGGCGGUUCCAUUGCAUCUGUGGCUCUCAUCGGCAUCCUGCUGCUAAUGCUAAUCAAGUUACUCCUCUACAUGAAAGACCUGAAGGAGUUUAGGAAAUUUGAAAAUGAAAAGAAGAAAUCCAAAUGGGCAGAGGCUGACAACCCACUGUUCAAAAAUGCCACCACCACUGUCACCAACCCAACCUUCACUGGAGAGUGAGGGCUACCACAGCAGCACAGUGUGUCCAGUACAUCUCUGUUGUAUUGCAGUUUUGUCUGUACAGAGUAUCAUUUGUAACGCUCAUAUACGUUAUGUUAUUUGCAAAUUUCAACAAUCACUGAUUUAUUUACUGGCAUCAAUAUUGACUUGCUUUGCUUUCUUUCUUAAUUAUGAAUUACUGUCAUUGUGUCUAAAAAAACGUGCUUACUUAAUAUAAAAAAAAAAUCUUGUUU
Messenger RNA from Morone saxatilis (striped sea-bass), 2667 nucleotides. It is a transcript of the gene itgb2, whose product is annotated as integrin, beta 2. The transcript is spliced from 16 exons. Gene Ontology annotation, cellular component: integrin complex; focal adhesion; cell surface. NCBI's taxonomy places the organism in Eukaryota, Metazoa, Chordata, Actinopteri, Moronidae. Bases 95 to 2434 code for a protein of 779 amino acids. Gene Ontology annotation, biological process: cell adhesion mediated by integrin; integrin-mediated signaling pathway; cell migration. The record is from RefSeq and is a predicted model, not a curated record. Gene Ontology annotation, molecular function: amyloid-beta binding; integrin binding.